Carlito syrichta (Philippine tarsier) is the source of this 2353-nucleotide messenger RNA. It is a transcript of the gene ACTR3, whose product is annotated as ARP3 actin related protein 3 homolog. Gene Ontology annotation, molecular function: actin filament binding. The record is from RefSeq and is a predicted model, not a curated record. The coding region runs from base 112 to 1215 and encodes 367 amino acids. Gene Ontology annotation, biological process: Arp2/3 complex-mediated actin nucleation. The transcript is spliced from 11 exons. Lineage: Eukaryota; Metazoa; Chordata; Mammalia; Primates; Tarsiidae. Gene Ontology annotation, cellular component: Arp2/3 protein complex; actin cortical patch.
AGGUAUACAAAACUAGGAUAUGCUGGAAAUACAGAACCACAGUUUAUUAUCCCUUCCUGUAUUGCUAUUAAGGAGUCAGCAAAAGUGGGUGAUCAAGCUCAAAGAAGGGUGAUGAAAGGUGUUGAUGACCUAGACUUCUUCAUUGGUGAUGAAGCAAUAGAAAAACCUACAUAUGCAACAAAGUGGCCGAUCCGCCAUGGUAUAGUUGAAGAUUGGGACUUGAUGGAAAGGUUUAUGGAGCAGGUGAUCUUUAAAUACUUAAGGGCAGAACCUGAAGAUCAUUAUUUUCUUUUGACUGAACCUCCACUGAAUACUCCAGAAAACAGGGAAUAUACUGCUGAAAUAAUGUUUGAGUCUUUCAAUGUUCCAGGCUUGUACAUUGCUGUGCAGGCUGUUCUUGCCUUAGCUGCAUCCUGGACUUCAAGACAAGUAGGAGAACGGACAUUGACUGGUACAGUAAUAGACAGUGGAGAUGGUGUCACUCAUGUCAUUCCUGUGGCUGAAGGGUAUGUGAUUGGCAGCUGUAUUAAACACAUUCCAAUCGCAGGACGGGAUAUAACAUAUUUUAUUCAGCAACUGCUGAGAGACCGAGAAGUAGGAAUCCCUCCAGAACAAUCCCUGGAAACUGCUAAGGCAGUAAAGGAGCGCUAUAGUUAUGUCUGCCCAGAUUUAGUAAAAGAAUUUAACAAGUAUGACACAGAUGGGUCAAAAUGGAUUAAACAGUAUACUGGAAUCAAUGCUAUCUCAAAGAAAGAAUUUUCUAUUGAUGUUGGUUAUGAGAGAUUUUUGGGACCUGAAAUCUUCUUUCAUCCAGAGUUUGCUAAUCCAGACUUUACACAGCCUAUCUCAGAAGUUGUAGAUGAAGUAAUUCAGAAUUGUCCUAUUGAUGUCAGACGUCCUCUGUACAAGAAUAUUGUCCUCUCUGGAGGUUCAACCAUGUUCAGGGACUUUGGACGUCGCUUGCAAAGAGAUUUGAAAAGAACUGUAGAUGCCCGGCUGAAAUUAAGUGAGGAACUAAGUGGUGGUAGAUUGAAGCCAAAACCUAUUGAUGUACAAGUCAUUACACACCACAUGCAGCGAUACGCAGUUUGGUUUGGAGGGUCAAUGCUGGCUUCCACGCCUGAGUUCUACCAAGUUUGCCACACCAAAAAGGAUUAUGAAGAAAUUGGACCUAGCAUUUGUCGUCACAAUCCAGUGUUUGGAGUUAUGUCGUAAAAUUGACUUCAUAGUUAUUGGGGUUAGGGUGUUGGGGAAGAGAUAAUCUUUAUGAUUACCUGUUUUGUCUAGAUGGCUGGUUUUGAGGUUUUAAACCUGACUUGAAAUUGUAAGACCAAACAUGAUUAUACAGGAAUAUUUUAAUAAGUGUAUCAACAUGAAGAUGUAGAGGAGAACGAAAGUGAUUGUUUUUCUUUAGAUUGAAUAUUUGAAUCUUAUGUGUAACAAAAAGAAGUGGGAUUUAGUUCUUUCUGUGCCCUGAUAUUUUGUAUAUUAAUGAAUUAUCCAAGAUUUGAUGGGAUUUAUCAGUGUGUAGAUAGCUCUAUAAUGCUUGAAUUGUACACUUCUAAGUGUGCAAUGCAAGAGCUUGUUUAUAUUUCAUACUUUUUAUACUUUGAGGAAAAAAAGUCAAAGAAAAAUUGUAGUAUUUGAGAGAAAAAAAUGACCAAGUAGAGGAUAAAUUAAAAAAACAGCCUCAUGAGACUUGGCAUACACAUUCAUGGGAGUCCAGUUAUUAUGAAGUACUUCCAUCCCCUUCCACCCCUUCUCCCCAAAAGGUUUUCUUUGCAAGUGCUUUUGGAACUAAGAGCUAGUAUCUUGGAUUAACUGAUGCCUGCUAGUGCUUUCUGAUUACUUGCAUUCUGUUUCUUGCUUUAAAAGAAAAGUAAAGACAAGACUGUUGGACCAGUAUUGCAGUUAUGUAGUGUCAUUUCUUAUUAAAAAAAUAAUAAUUUGAUUAAAAUUGGCAUAUUUAAAGCCUAACAACAUUCUAAUAAAGGCACGGAUUUCUUUUUAAUACUUGUUUCAAGCUCUUUAAUCUCUUUAUAAGUUAACUAAUAAAUCUAUUUUUUUCAAACCUCUGCAAUAGUUCUUUAAAAUCACAACAGUUGGUUAUUAGCAAGCUGACUUUUUUAUGUGCUCUAUACAAAUUUUUGUGAACUUUUAAUAUGUUGAGUGCUUUCAUUUUGAUAACUGGAUCUCCAUUUGAUAUUUUCAUUUGUAUAACUCAUUUGCAGUCUGAAUUUUUUUUUUAGUGCCAGUCCCUGACAUAUCAUUGAAAAUUAAUUUUCUUUGCAUUUUAAAAUAUCUGGAUCAUGAAGAAAAAGUGAUGAAAAUAAAUUAAAAUUGAAUUACCUUU